AUGCCAUCCCUUAUUGCUGCCUGCAAAUUCGUGGGCACCACGAGUCUAGGUCUCUUCACCGGUGCCUCGUACUCGCUGGCCACCUUGUCCAUACCAGCGCUUCUAGCUCUUCCUUCAGCAAAGCCUGCCCAACAUGUCCUGAUCUCGCUGAAACAAACUGCCUCGCUGCACUUGCGUUCUCUUGCCGUCAUAUCGUUGCUCUCCUUCAAUCUUGCCUAUGCUCUCUCACCAGCUCGCGCUAGACAUCCCUAUUUGCUCUGGACUUCUCUGGUCGCCGGUCUUGCUGCCGCCUCAGAUCUCAUCCCUGGCCAAUCUCUCCCCUCUCAAGAUCAAGACGACGUCAAUGGUGAAACGGUCGAGAAGGCUGUUAAAUCUUCUCAGACCCUUGAGCAGGCAAGAGCUACUAUCGGCUUUGCUGGUUUCGCAAUGGCCGUCAUUGGCAUUUGGGGCGACGGUGCUUGA
This is a messenger RNA of Aureobasidium melanogenum CBS 110374, 462 nucleotides long. RefSeq lists its product as uncharacterized. The coding region runs from base 1 to 462 and encodes 153 amino acids. Gene Ontology annotation, cellular component: mitochondrion. The transcript is spliced from 2 exons. The record is from RefSeq and is a predicted model, not a curated record. Lineage: Eukaryota; Fungi; Ascomycota; Dothideomycetes; Dothideales; Saccotheciaceae. Gene Ontology annotation, biological process: autophagy of mitochondrion.